CGGAGGCGUGGCCGCAUGUGGGCCGUCGUGGGCCAAGCCCCGGACUCAGCGUGCGUUGCCUUGCCGGUGCGGUGCGGGAUUCCAAACCUAGGACUCUGCCUCUCCCACUGCAGCCAAGCAAGCACCGCGCCGCCGGUCCCCUCCCUCUACUCUUCUCCCACCUCUCCGCCGGAUCCUCGCUCCGCCGCCGCCACCCCUCGUCUCUCUAGGUCUCGUGUUGUGGAGAUACAUCUGGACGCGGAUCGGUUUUCUCCUGUUGGUCACUGGUACCUUACUAAGUUCAGGAAGAUGAGCAAAGGCCCAGUUCCGUUCGGCAACAUCGGGAAGAGAGCAAAAGAUCUCUUGUACAAGGACUACAACUUUGACCAAAAGUUUUCUUUGUCGACGUCUAGCAGCUCCGGUUUGAAUCUCACGGCCACUGGUGUGAGGAUCAAUGAAGACUUCAUUGGUGAUAUACGGACACAGCAUAAAAGUGGUAGAACCACUGUUGAUGUCAUAAUUGAUAGUGAUUCUAAAGUGUCAACCACAGUCACUGUUGAUGAAGCACUCACUGGUUUGAAGACUUCAUUCAGCUUCAAGGUUCCCGAUCACAAGUCUGUUAAGCUUGAUCUGCAAUACGCUCACAAUCGUUUUGCAUUGAAUUCAACCAUUGGUUUGACAUCAGCACCUUUGGUUGAGCUGGCUGCAACUGUUGGCACGAGUGAACUUAGCUUUGGUGCUGAGGUUGGAUUUGACAGUACUUCAGCUUCUGUUACCAAGUACAACUCGGGGAUCGGAUACAACAAACCGGAUUUCUCUGCUUCUUUACUAUUAGCUGAUAAAGGGGAGACUUUAAAGGCGUCAUAUAUUCACCUUUUCAAUCCGACCAAUGGUGCUACAGUGGCGGCUGAGGUAACACACAAGCUGAAAACAAAGGAGAACUAUUUCACCAUUGGGAGCUCCCAUGCCCUUGAUUCUUCUACAUCACUUAAGACGAGAUUCAGCAACUCUGGGAAGGUCGGACUUCUCUGUCAGCAUGAGUGGAGGCCAAAGUCCCUCGUGACUCUUUCAGCCGAGUAUGAUCCGAAGGUGGUGCGUUCGCCUUCAAGAUUCGGCGUGGCCAUAUCAGUCAAGCCUUGAUGAGUCCGACUUAUCUCCUGUAAAACAGUACAAGCGUCACAUACUGUCUCCAAGAACAUAAGCUUUGGAGCAAUACCUAGAACAGCUCUCCCAUUUUAGCCUUUUUGGAAACCGUCUGGGAGUUGGACUUGUUUUGUGGAAUGCUUCCAUCAGAGCCAACUCCACACCGAGAAUUGAAAAUACAGAGGUUUGUAUUAGAGCAGAAGCUUUUACUCUUUGCGAUGUUUUUCCCUGUUUUGCUAUUCAAGGCAAAUUGAUUUUGGGGGCGAUUAAACGCCUAAGGGCUUGUGAUCAUGAGGAUAGUUGACAACUCUGAUGAUAAUGGGGACACUUGUACCCAGCGACCAAGGAGUAAUUACUGGGAUUGUUCCCUAUUAGUCAUUGAUUCUUUUGCUGAAA
Setaria italica (foxtail millet) is the source of this 1518-nucleotide messenger RNA. RefSeq names its product mitochondrial outer membrane protein porin 6. Gene Ontology annotation, cellular component: mitochondrial outer membrane. The transcript has 7 exons. The record is from RefSeq and is a predicted model, not a curated record. Gene Ontology annotation, molecular function: voltage-gated monoatomic anion channel activity. Gene Ontology annotation, biological process: monoatomic anion transmembrane transport. NCBI's taxonomy places the organism in Eukaryota, Viridiplantae, Streptophyta, Magnoliopsida, Poales, Poaceae. The coding region runs from base 16 to 1119 and encodes 367 amino acids.